Molecule: messenger RNA, 1949 nt
Organism: Centruroides sculpturatus (bark scorpion)
Lineage: Eukaryota; Metazoa; Arthropoda; Arachnida; Scorpiones; Buthidae
Exons: 4
Coding region: 921-1886 (321 amino acids)
Source: RefSeq, a predicted model, not a curated record
CAAGUCUAUGAUGUACCGUUAUAUAACAUGUAAGCAUUUUAUGUUAUCAUCACCUCGCGUUUUUUUUUAUGUCCUACUUACCAAUGUCGUGAAACUCGCCUUAUAUUUUUUGUAAUUUUAACAGCACCGAAGAGGGGUUGGGAAUACAAGCCAACCCGAAAUGCAUCUGAAUUAGAAAUAUUUUAAAUAAAACGUAACGUUUUCUAACCAAUUGCCGUUUGAUCGUCUACCAAAAUUACUGUUUGGAUUACAAAGACGCUACACACAGAAAAGUAAUGAACACGAAGUACUAAAAUUUAAAAUUAUCACGUUAAAAAUCACUGGUAAGAUCAUCAUCAUCAAAAUCUUUUUCACUAGAAUGUUUUUGUAUGGUUGAAGCAGAUGAUGGUUUCCAACUUUAACAUUUAUCGCUGUAAGAACUCGAUUUUUGUAGUUUAGUUUUCAUUAAAUUUAAUUGCAAAAAAAUACGUUCAACUGCUGCAUUUAAAUGAGGAAGCAAUAAAAACAUCUAUUUACUGUCAAAGUAAAGUAAAAAAUACAGAAAUAUAGAAUAAAAAUGAAUGUUUUGAAAGGAAAGGUAUUAGGAUUUCUUGAAUGGUACUAGGAAAAUGGUGUUGGGUGUCUUGGUGCUGGGACAAGUAAAAAGGUACUAGAUUAGUACAAAAGUACUAGGUAAAACAACACAUCGUACAAAAGUAGACGACUACUCGAGCAGUUGGAUACUUUUGGGCUACUUUUUAAAAAUUAUUUGGCUACAAGAGCAAAAAACAUCUGGCAACACUUUAAGCGAUACACAGUGGAACUGUCAGUGUGUGUUCUUUGACAGAAGUUACACGUGAGUGUGAUACACGUGGUCGGCGAUCGCAUUGUUUGGGAAAGAAAUACCGAAAAGUUGCGUAGUGAAUUGUCGUAAUCGGAAUAUGAUGAAAAAUAAACAAGGGACUGUUCAGGUGUUUCCUGUUAAAGAAGGAAGGCCAAAUACAUGGGUUAAUGGCAUGAAAAGAAUCAACGAAGAAGAUUGGAAGUGGCUAAUACCCAGAAAAUUCACGUGUGCGUGUAGAAAACAUUCUCUUACAGGGAGACCUCAUCCAAUUCAUCUAGAUAAUGUACCGUCAGUAUCUUUUUCUUCGCCCAGAUGCAAAACCAUAAGCCAAAAGCAUUUCAACAAGAUGAAGAAGUACAUAAAAAGGCACAAUGCAUCUAAUAAAAAACGGAAACCUUUAAGGGAAAUUACGCCUAAUGCAGUUAAUUGUGAUGACCUCUCCAGAUCUCUUCAUGAUAGGAAAAGAUCUGAAAUUGUGAAUAAAAAAGAACCAGACUGUGAUAAUGACAUCACUUUUGGCAAUGGAAUUGAAUGCAAAACACGCGACGAUAAACCAGAGAUCGUGUAUUGCGGUACUUUUAAAACUGAAGAUGUACGGCAUAAUUUUGUAACAGUGGAGGUUGAACAGCAUAAUUUGGACUUGGUAGAGGACGAUGAAUAUAAUUUUGUCACGGUAGAAGAAGAACAACAUAAGUUAAGUAUAGAAGAUGAACGAUAUAAUUUUGUUGAAGUAGAAGAUGACGUUCGUGAAAUGGGAAUAGUCGACGAUAUAUACAAUUCGUUUAGUGUUGAAGAUGAAGAUGAUAAAAUAAUCAGGGUAGAUGACAACAACGGAAUUGAACAUGAAAAAUAUAGCUUGGUGCAAAAUAAGAAAGAUAUUUCUGGGUGUGGCAUUCAAAGCUAUAAUUCAGAUCGCUGCCAUCAGUCGUAUCAAGAUGAUUUUAAAGAAUACCGUGUUCCCAGUUCUCACAUUCGUCCAGAAUUCGAUUGUUUCAAAAAUACAGUCGGUAGAAAAUCUAAGAAUGAAGACAAAGGUACUGUUCAAACUCUUUUAUUUUUGUAAUUGUUUAAAAGAUUUCAGUUUAAAAACAAAUGCAUUUUAUUAUAAAAUUGAAAAUUUUAAACU